Dichomitus squalens LYAD-421 SS1 is the source of this 2634-nucleotide messenger RNA. Its product is annotated as chitin synthase. The record is from RefSeq and is a predicted model, not a curated record. Gene Ontology annotation, molecular function: chitin synthase activity. Gene Ontology annotation, cellular component: cell periphery; cell septum. Lineage: Eukaryota; Fungi; Basidiomycota; Agaricomycetes; Polyporales; Polyporaceae. The coding region runs from base 1 to 2634 and encodes 877 amino acids. The transcript is spliced from 14 exons.
AUGUCUUAUCACCAGCAAAUUCCUCAACACGACCCGUACGCAAACGCGUAUCCUGACUACCCCCCAGCUGCCCCCCAGCCCCACAAUGCCUACAACAACAAUCCCACCGCGCACCUCGCCCAGCAGGCCAUGCAGCAAGACUACUCGUUCGACCAGCACUCCAACUGGGACGCCAAGUCCUACAACAGCAGCUACGCCGGCUCCCAGGCGCAUCUCAACCCACACGAGAUGAGCCAGGUCCAUGCACCGCCCAUGCCGACGAUGCCCUACCAGGGCAUGGGCAACUACCCGCCCCAGCAGCGCCCUGGCAUGCUCCGCGAGCAGAGCUCAGGCUAUUCUGUCGCGCGCGACAAGCUCAUGAAGAGGCGGUCGGUGCGCCACGUCGAGCUGCAGCAGGGCAACCUCGUCCUGGAUAUGCAGGUCCCGUCCCACAUCGUGCCGAAGGGUAUGGAGAAAGCCGAAGAGAUGACCAAGUUACGGUACACGGCCGCGACGUGCGACCCGGACGACUUCAUGCGCAACAAGUACACGCUCCGGCCAUAUCUCAUGGGCCGCAGGACGGAGUUGUUCAUCGUGAUGACCAUGUAUAACGAGGACGAGGUGCUCUUCGUCCGCACUAUGAACGCGUAUUUUGCUGAAUGCAAGCCCUCUUUCAGCGUCUUGAAGAAUAUCGCGCACCUUUGCAGCAGGACUAAAUCGAAGACUUGGGGUCCUGACGGCUGGAAGAAGGUUGUUGUCUGCGUGGUGUCUGACGGUCGGAGCAAGAUCAACAAGCGCACCUUGCAAGUGCUCACGCUCAUGGGUUGCUACCAAGAAGGUAUCGCAAAGGAUUCAAUUGGUGGCAAGGACGUGACUGCACACAUCUUCGAGUACACCUCCAACGUGAUCGUCACCGAACGCGGUGAAGUCUCGCAGAGUGCUUGCCCUGUGCAGAUCAUCUUUUGUCUGAAGGAGCAGAACAAGAAGAAGCUCAAUAGUCACCGCUGGUUCUUCAACGCGUUCGGUCCCCUUAUCCAGCCAAACGUUUGCGUCCUUCUUGACGUCGGUACGAAACCCACCGGCACCUCCAUCUAUGAGCUUUGGAAGUGUUUCGACAAGCAUUCCGGCGUCGGCGGCGCUUGCGGAGAGAUCUGUGUCGAUACUGGCAAGGGCUGUUCCCUUCUCCUCACCAGUCCGCUCGCGGCAUCACAGAACUUUGAGUACAAGAUGUCGAACAUCCUAGACAAGCCCUUGGAAAGCGUGUUCGGCUACAUUUCCGUGCUUCCCGGUGCCUUCUCUGCAUAUCGGUACAAGGCCCUCCAGAACGGCCCUGACGGCAAGGGUCCGCUUGCUUCCUACUUCAAGGGCGAGACGAUGCAUGGCGCAGGUUCGGACGCUGGAUUGUUCGAACGCAAUAUGUAUCUUGCCGAGGAUCGUAUCCUGUGCUUCGAGAUUGUGACAAAGAAGCGCGAGUCUUGGGUGCUGAAGUAUGUCAAGAGCGCGAAGGCGUCUACUGAUGUGCCCACCACGGUCCCCGAGUUCAUCUCCCAACGCCGACGCUGGCUGAACGGUUCCCUGUUUGCUUCCGUGCACGCAACUGUGUUCUGGUGGCGCAUCUGGACGUCCGGACAGGGCUUCUUCCGCAAGAUCCUCCUCCAACUCGAGUUCAUCUAUAACGCGAUCCAGCUCGUGUUCACCUGGACCUCCCUCGCCAACUUCUACCUCGCGUUCUUCUUCCUGGUCUCCUCGGCUACCUCUGACGUCAACACCGAUGCCUUCAAGUUCCUUGCGAAGGGUGCCGGUCCCGACGUCUUCGAGGUCUUCUUGAAGCUCUACCUCGGUCUCCUGUUCAUCAUCCUCGUUUGUUCACUCGGCAAUCGCCCCCAGGGCUCGAAGUGGACAUAUACGGUCUGUAUAGUCCUCUUCGGCCUGUGCAAUGUCAUCACGCUCUGGUGUGCUGGCUAUACCGUUUACCUCGCGGUGCCGCACACGGUUGCGGGCUGGAAGGACUUCCCCCAUCUGGUCGAGACGAACGCUACCUUCCGUGACAUCGUCAUCUCGCUUGCGGCAACUUAUGGCCUCUACUUCGUCGCUUCGUUCAUGCACUUUGAGCCCUGGCACAUGUUCACCUCGUUCCUCCAGUACAUGUUCUGGCUUCCUAGCUACGUCAACAUUCUCAUGAUGUACGCCAUGUGCAACCUGCACGAUGUCACCUGGGGUACCAAGGGUGACAACGGUUCGGCGAAAGAUCUCGGCGGCGCAAAGAAGGUCAACAAGGACGGCAAGGAGGUCAUGGAGGUCGAGCUCCCCACCGCGCGCGAGGACGUGGACCAGGUCUGGCAGGCGUCCCGCACUGCGCUGUCGUUCAAGCCCCCAGAGGAGAAGGAGCACCGUGACGCGGCGACGAAGCAGGCCGAUCACGACCGCAACAGCCGCACGAACGUCGUCUUGGCCUGGGUCGGCACGAACAUCCUUAUGAUCCUCGUCUUCACGUCGUCGGCGUUUACCAAGUUUGUGAACGACCACGUGCAGUCGACACAGGGCGCAGCCUUCAACCCUUACUUGACGUUCCUCUUCUGGGCCUUGGCCGGUCUUUCCGCCAUUCGCUUCUUCGGCUCGUUCUCGUAUCUGCUACUCCGUCUUGUGGGUCUGUGA